Molecule: messenger RNA, 1518 nt
Organism: Durio zibethinus
Lineage: Eukaryota; Viridiplantae; Streptophyta; Magnoliopsida; Malvales; Malvaceae
Source: RefSeq, a predicted model, not a curated record
AUGUCACAGAAAGAGAUCAAUGAUGAAGAUGCUAGGUUGGUACAAAUAAAUGAUCCUGUCAAGACAAAUGAGAGGUUUGAGUUUGCUGGGAAUUCCAUUCGGACUGGAAAGUACUCAAUCUUAACAUUUUUGCCUAGGAACUUGUUUGAGCAGUUUCACAGAGUUGCCUAUAUAUACUUCCUUGUGAUUGCCGUGCUUAAUCAGCUGCCUCAGCUUGCGGUUUUUGGCCGUGGAGCUUCCAUUAUGCCAUUGGCAAUUGUCCUUCUGGUUACAGCAGUUAAAGAUGCAUAUGAGGACUACAGGCGCCAUAGGUCGGACACGAUUGAGAAUAAUAGGCUAGCAUCAGUUUUGGUAAAUGACCACUUUCAACAAAAGAAAUGGAAGAACAUUCAGGUUGGUGAGAUAAUCAAGAUUCAUGCAAAUGAAACUAUUCCUUGUGAUAUGGUUCUGCUCUCAACUAGUGAUCCGACUGGGGUUGCAUACGUGCAGACUAUUAAUUUGGAUGGAGAGUCCAAUUUGAAGACACGAUAUGCAAAACAGGAGACCGUUCUAAAGAUUACUGAAAAGGAGAAGAUUGCUGGGUUGAUUAAGUGUGAGAAACCCAACAGGAACAUAUAUGGGUUUCAGGCUAACAUGGAAAUUGAUGGGAAACGGGUGUCGCUUGUUGGGGUUGCCGUCUAUGCUGGCCGUGAGACCAAAGUGAUGCUUAACAGCUCAGGAGCCCCAUCUAAGAGGAGCCGGCUUGAGACUCAUAUGAACUCGGAGAUCAUCUUCCUCUCACUGUUUCUUAUUGCUCUGUGUACAGUUGUCUCUGUCUGUGCUGCUGUUUGGUUGAGGCGCCACAGAGAUGAGUUGGACUACUUGCCCUUUUACAGAAGAAAGGACUUCUCUGAGGCAGAAGAAGAAAAUUAUAAUUAUUAUGGAUGGGGAUUGGAAAUAUUUUUCACAUUCCUUAUGUCGGUAAUUGUGUUCCAGAUCAUGAUCCCCAUCUCGUUGUAUAUUUCCAUGGAGCUAGUCCGGGUUGGUCAGGCUUACUUCAUGAUUCGAGAUACCCAAAUGUAUGAUGAAUCUUCAGAUUCAAGAUUUCAGUGUCGGGCUUUGAAUAUUAAUGAGGACCUAGGGCAAAUAAAAUAUGUUUUCUCUGACAAAACUGGUACACUUACUGAGAACAAAAUGGAAUUUCAGUGUGCCAGCAUUUGGGGGGUAGAUUACAGUGUGGGAAAGGCCACUUCACAAGAUCAGGAAGAUGGUUACUUUGUCGAAGUGGAUGGGAAGGUUUUGAGGCCUAAGAUGAAGGUAAAGACUGACCCAGAGCUUCUACAAAUUGCAAAGAAUGGAAAAGAGACAAAAGAUGGCUGUCAUGUCCAUGAUUUCUUCCUUGCACUAGCAGCUUGCAAUACAAUUGUACCUCUAAUCCUUGAUACACCUGAUCCUAUUGUGAAGUUGAUAGAUUACCAAGGGAGUCUCCAGAUGAACAGGCAUUGGUCUAUGCUGCUGCAUCAUAUGGAUUUAUGCUGA